This is a messenger RNA of Oldenlandia corymbosa var. corymbosa, 1292 nucleotides long. The record is from the annotation of a GenBank genome assembly. NCBI's taxonomy places the organism in Eukaryota, Viridiplantae, Streptophyta, Magnoliopsida, Gentianales, Rubiaceae.
AUGGAAAACAGUGUGGAUGGAAACGAGAUUGAAGCACCAAAUAAUCUCACCAUCGGAGGGACGCUAAGGUUUCUUAUGGCCAAAACAAAUGUUGAGCAAAGCAAAAAGCAAGUGAUUUCUUUGGCCAUUGGCGACCCUGCUCGAUUCGGCUUCAAUAUCGAUGUUGCUGCUCAGGAAGCUGUGCUGGAUUCACUUCUUUCCGGAAUAUUCAAUGGCUACUUUCCUACCAGCGGACUUCCACAAGCAAGAAAGGCUAUUGCGGAUUAUCUGUCUUCUGAUCUUCCAUACAACUCGUCACCUGAUUAUGUCUACAUUACCUCUGGAUGCACUCAGGCUAUCGAUAUGGUAAUAUCUGUCUUGGCUCGCCCUGGGUCAAAUUUUCUAUUGCCUAGACCGGGUUUCCAUACAUACGAAAUCUGUUCCAGUUUCAGAAAUAUUGAGGCUCGUUAUUACGACCUCCUGCCCGAUAACGGGUGGGAGGUUAAUCUCGAGACCGUUGAAAGUGUGACAGAUCUGAAUACUGUCGCAAUGGUUGUUAUCAACCCUGGAAAUCCCUGUGGAAGCGUUUACAGCCACGGGCAUUUGGAGGAAAUCGCGGAAAUGGCUGGAAGGCUUCGGAUCCCCGUCAUUGCGGAUGAAGUCUUCGGGCACCUUGCUUUUGGUGCUACUCCAUUUGUUCCAAUGGGUGUUUUCGGAUCCAAAGCACGGAUUUUCACGCUGGGGUCUUCGAAAAGAUGGUUUGUCCCAGGAUGGCGCCUCGGAUGGCUCGUUAUGAACGAUCCCUCGGGAGAAUUCCGAGAUCCAAAAUUGCAAACCGCUGAAGCGGGUUUUCUUGCCGACACCAAUAAAAUGCUGAUGCGGACUUCAAACCUGUGUUAUGACAAGCUAAAGGAGAUCCCUUCAGUUGGUUGCAGUUUUAAACCUGAAGGGUCUGUGGCGUUUAUGGUAAAGCUCAACCUAUCAGUUUUGGAAGACAUGGGCGACGACAAGGAGUUUUGUCUUAAGCUGGCCAAAGAAGAGUCUCUCAUCAUUCUUCCAGGAUUUGCUGUCGGCCUUAAUAAUUGGAUCAAAAUUGCUUUUGCUGCAGAACCUUUGUCCAUUGAAGGACUUCGAAGGCUGAAGGCUUUUUGCCUGAGACACUCCAAGCAACAAAUAAAUGCGGCCUGAAUUCAUGUGAUUAAGAGAGGUUAUACAGCUGCUCGAAAUUAGAGUCAGCUACAUUUUAAUUGUAUUGAAAUUUUGGUCUUUCAUGUUGUUUCCUUUCUUCGGCUUGCUGUGUUCUUCAUUUCAAC